AUGGACCUACGGCGCUCGCUCGUCGAGAAACGUCUAUCAGCGCGCUCAAAGCCCUCUUCUAAACAAGGCUCCAAGCAAAAUUCACGCGCAGGCUCAGCAUAUGGCACGGAUGAUGAGCUCGAUGAUGACGAUGGACUUUCGGUCGCUUCCUUUGAGUCGGUCGACUCCCUCAUGGACGGCCAUGGUGCUGCUGCUGGAAUACAAUCGCUCACCUAUGAAGAGGACUUGGCGCAAACAAUAGAAGGUGUUCUCGAGCGCAAAGGAAGCGGUGUCGGUGAACGCGAACAGCUCUUAACACGUCUCGUCAAGUUGCUGCUGAGUCGAGUUGCGACAAAGGAGAUUGUUGAGAAGGCCUCAAGUCUAGCGGGUGCACUUUCAAAGAUUCUCAAAUCGGCCAGGAGCGAACGCGAGGCACUAUUGGCUUGCAAAGCAAUUGCGAUCUUGUAUUGGACUUGCCCAGACAUCGAUGAUAUCUUUGCAACAUGUGCGCCAGUCUUGCGUUAUACGAUACAAAGCUCCAGCUUUAUCAUUGCGAAAGCAGCCGCGUUGACGGCGCUUGCUUCCAUACAUCUCAUUUUUGGAUCCAUCAGCGACGUCGAGAGCUUCUUGGAUAUGCUUGUUGAGAUUAUUGAAAAUGAUGGACAUUCUAUUGGUGCUGGCGAGGAUGCAGGCUGUGUCGCUGCAGCGCAAGAUGCUGUUGCUCUCGCCUUGACCGCUAUGGAAGGCAGCGAUACAGCGCUCGAAAGCGCACAAAUAUGCUUGCCAUGUCUGGUCGAUCAGCUUGAAUCGGUGGAUCUCAAAGUGCGGACUUCUGCUGGUGAAGCAAUAGCGCUUGCUUUUGAAAUCACGGGUGUUCAUGAUCCAGAAGACGAAGAGGCGAUAGCGGAAUAUAAAGCCAACCCGCCCAUCGACGACACGCAUUUCCUGAUUCGCCAACUCUCGCAAUUAUCAACGGAAAGUUCAAAAAGGGUCUCGAAGCAACAUCGCAAAGAGCAACAUGCUGCAUUCCGCGAGAUUCUCGCAACUGUUUCAAAUCCCCAUGGGUUGGUGAGUUCGGGUUCUACGCCGCAAGAGACUUUGCGUUUUGGCAAGCACAGAGGGCAAGUUUUGUAUGUGACAACAUGGCUGGGUGCCGUGCGUCUUGCACAUUUACGUCGCGUGCUUGGUGGCGGCCUCCAAGUUUUCCUGCGACAGUCAAGUUUUGUUCGGCGCCAAGCUGGGUUCGAGGGACAUCUGGCUAGCGAAACAGUAGGUGGUGACGGAGAAGAUGAGCACGAAGCAGACGAAGAGCAUGGCGGCUCGGGACCCAGCCACGGUCUCACAGACGACAUGUCAAAGGAUCUCAAGAACAGCAUUCACCAAGAAAUUCGACGGCAGCGCCAUAAAGACCGCAUUACUGAACGAAAAGAAAAGAACAUGGCAAACAGCUUCUCAGCUGACGAUGGCGAGCUCUAA
Molecule: messenger RNA, 1455 nt
Organism: Protomyces lactucae-debilis
Lineage: Eukaryota; Fungi; Ascomycota; Taphrinomycetes; Taphrinales; Protomycetaceae
Product: interferon-related developmental regulator-domain-containing protein
Exons: 1
Coding region: 1-1455 (484 amino acids)
Source: RefSeq, a predicted model, not a curated record